Messenger RNA from Gadus morhua (Atlantic cod), 1295 nucleotides. RefSeq names its product tumor protein p53-inducible nuclear protein 2. The transcript is spliced from 5 exons. Gene Ontology annotation, biological process: autophagosome assembly; positive regulation of DNA-templated transcription. Lineage: Eukaryota; Metazoa; Chordata; Actinopteri; Gadiformes; Gadidae. The coding region runs from base 172 to 690 and encodes 172 amino acids. Gene Ontology annotation, cellular component: autophagosome; nucleus. The record is from RefSeq and is a predicted model, not a curated record.
UGGGGACGCACUCGGGCACGUAAACAACUUAAAGAUAAAAACAAUCCCUGAAGACUGUUCUCAACGUGAGGGCGCUUCAAAGGAUAUAUACUUUUUUUGGUAUAAUUGAAAGGCCCCUAGCCCUUGGCAAUUCAGCCGAUCGUCUGCCUCGAAGCGACUCGGGUUUCCCAGAUGAAUUGUGAUAGAGGUGAAAAAAUGAUUGGCAAGAUUCUUUAUCAUCUCCUUGGAAAUUCCGCUGAAGACUUUGAAGCUGGUGAAGAAAGUUAUGAAGACCUGAUGGAGUUCGAGGAGGGAGGCUGGGUUAUAGUCAACGUCUCAGAGGACGUGACUCUGUCUGUGCCACUGGUGGACCCCCUGGAGAACCUGUUGAUUGAACACCCCAGCAUGUCUGUGUACCAGAGGAGAUGUGAGACCACCGAAGGAGAGGGUCUGGCCUCCGAUGAAGAAGGCGACACGGCCAGGUCAGUGGCGGUGCGGCGGCACAUUUCAUGGCUUCUGGCUGCCUGGGGCAUCCCCCUCACGAGUGCAGUCCAGUUUUUGGCACUCCAGCGGUCCCAGAGCCAGGGGGAGCGCCACAAGAUGAGCCGCAGCGCCCUCAACAGGCAGAACCUGGUCAAGACACGCUUCUCCCCCAGCGAGAAACGCUACGGAUACUUCAAGCAGCCGGGUCAGCGCCUCUACAACUACUAGAAGCCUGAUCCCUGGCCUGGUGGGUGGGGUGGGUUUUUGUGGUUGACCUGUCAAACAUGUGGAUUUACGGCACGGCACAGUGCUUUGACCCUUGACCCCGGGGCAAAUCGCUCAAUGUACUGUUGGAUAAUUUUUUUUUUUUUUACAUGAACGUACUUGGGUUUGCUAGCCAGAUUACAUCUAAAAACCUUUAUUGGUUAUGGUUACCAAAAAUUAUUAUGACACAAACGUUCCUUGUGUAUGCAUGAACAUGUUUGCCUCUUGUUGGUACACGGCAGUUUCACUCUUUCACCGUAUGCAUCAAAUGUUUUCGGGAACAUUGUAUGAGCCACGCUACCAAACAUACAAAACAACAGAAAUUAUGAUAUGUGAAGAAACAUAACUUGUCAUUUUAAUGUUUAAACGUCUUUGCAAUUAAAAUUAAUUCUGAUUAAAGAUUACAGAAUGUAUACCAUUUUAUAAUAUUCAGUGGAUUCUUAUUUUUAACAUGUUACAUCAUUGAAGCCUUUACAUAAUGUAUGAAAUUGUAUUAUGUACAGCCGUUUUGUAUUUGUGAAUAUUUAUAAAAAUGUACAAAAAAAAUCGAAUAAAUCUUGUUUUUUAAA